AGCGGCCGCAUUAAACUGGCUCCGGCUUCUGCGGGAAGCUAUCUAGUUUAGCUUUGUCACCACGGUAAAAUUGAAUUUGUUUAUUUUUAGUGUUAUUAUUGUUAUUAUUUUUUAAUCUUGCUGUUGCGAGAAAGAAGACCACGAACGGUUUUGUAACCACGAACGAUGCUUGGUGACUUGACCGCAGUGGACUGAAGCCGCCCGGACAUCAUGUCUUCCGUCGUGCUGUGAUCUCGACCGCUCUGGGAAUCAGAAAUCGUCUGGCCUUGUCUUCAAACCCUCCUCCUCUGAUACGAUGGACACCGACACGGAGGUGAUUCCUAUUUGGCAGAACAAACCUCAUGGUGCGACCCGGAGUGUGGUGAGGAGAAUCGGUUCCACGCUGCCUCUCAAACCCUGUCCCAGAGCCUGUUUCCAGGAGCUGCCUGGUCUGAACCCACUGCGGCACACGGAUGGCCCCCUGGUGCCCACGCUGGCCGACAUCGCCUGGAUCGCUGCUGAUGAAGAGGAGACUUAUGCCAGAGUCAGGAGUGACACACGCCCCUUCCGGCAGGAGUGGAGGCCGACGCCCCUCAUGGUCCUGCACAGGAACUCGUCAGUGCCCAAUUUCCGGCGAGAGGGGAAGCGCAUGGAGGGUCUGAGGAAGCCAGGUGCCACCGCCCUGAACCGCGCCACCGCCCUGCAGGACGAGCUGAGCCGCCUCCGCGCGCAGAUCGCCAAGAUCGUAGCAGGAGAGACCGACUCGAACCCCAUCACCCCGGACCUCCUCUCUCCAGACGACACCACCGUCGGCUUCUCCAUGGCUCCUUUCGAGGCCGCGGCGUUCCACCCGCUCCCCACCGCCUCCUUCGUCAUCAGCGACGUCACAGAGGUGGAUGAGGAGGAGGAGGAGGAGGAGGAGGAAUUAGAGGAUGAGUCGGAAGUCCCCGAGCUAGAGCCUGACCCCGUGCCCCCUGUCUGCAUGACGGCAUCGGCGACCUUUGACCUCGACCGGCCCACCAUGGACUUCCGGGAGGCGGAGGAAGACACCGUGUCGCUGUCUAAGUCCACCAGCUUCGCUGACGUCAAGGACAUCCUGAGGGACAUGAACCGCAUGAAGAUGAGCAAGGACAGAUAUUCCCGGGGCUGUACGUCGUUGAUGGAAGAGGACUCGGCUACUCUGAUCUCUGAAGCUCUGAGGAAGAAGUUCACUCUGCGGGAUGAAGACGUCAAUAUGAAGAAGUGAUCUGCCUUUUCUCCAUGAUCUCUGCGCACACACACACACCCCAACAUAGUGGUGAUCGUGUUUUCUGUGUUGCCAGGUCUGUGCCUGUGGACCGUUCACCAUGGAAACGCUACAGCGCCCCAUGAUGCCAACUUUAGCUCCGCCCCCUUCCCCUCCUGCAGUGAUUACAGCCUCACAGGAAUAGAGCAGCUCCCUGCUAAAAUCUCUCUCUCUCUCUCUCUCUCUCUCUCUCUCUCUCUCUCUCUCGCUCAAUGCUGCCUCCUCAGAGAGAGAGCACAGUGUGAAGCAUCAACAAUAUAUCGUGUGUCGAAUGUUGUGAUCUUUUCUAGUUUGAGCAGAAGUGUUCAUCAUCAUUCAGCUUUCCUCACACACGUUCAUUUACUGUUACGAAAUGUCUUUUAUUAUUAUUUUUUCCUUUCAUCUUUCCUGCAUCUCUCCUUUAUGAAACCUAGCAAUACAUACUUGACUCAUUUUGAUAACUGGGCUAGAUUAUUAUUAUUAUUAUUAUUAUUAUUAUUAUUAUUAUUAUUUUCUUCCUUGUAUUUUAUAUAUUCACUUCACCAGGACGCACAAGUUCUCGAACAACUUUCAAAUCUCUCGAAGCAGCGUAUUUUCCCGAUUUAACAAUCUAAAUCCUGUGUGUCGAGGGGAAAAAAAACGUCAUAACGAAAUAACAUUUCGUGUCGGUGUAUCUGUACGGUAAAAGUGAUGAUUAACCGAAAGGUAGACGUUAUUUCUCCCUUACGCUAAACGCUCGUCCCGUACACGUUUAUGUUUUUCUAUUUGAGGAUUUUCAGCGAUCUUUAUCGUUCGCUUUAUGCAGCCGUCGACGUACAAACCGCGCCAGGAUUCACGGAAACGGACGCGAGAUCCGGGGAACGCCGCGGUCUCUGAAGACCGCCGCGGAUUCGGGCCGAGACGCGUCACGUGACGCCAUCGCAACCUUCAAGUUGCGUCGCAAAUUUCAAGAAAAAAAACAAUUAGAUUUGGGGUUGGGAGAAAUUGUGUUACUUUCUAUUUAGCAGCAAUUCCUUUUUUUUUUUUUU
Messenger RNA from Ictalurus furcatus (blue catfish), 2271 nucleotides. It is a transcript of the gene mtfr1l, whose product is annotated as mitochondrial fission regulator 1-like. Bases 296 to 1225 code for a protein of 309 amino acids. Lineage: Eukaryota; Metazoa; Chordata; Actinopteri; Siluriformes; Ictaluridae. The transcript is spliced from 8 exons. The record is from RefSeq and is a predicted model, not a curated record. Gene Ontology annotation, biological process: mitochondrial fission; aerobic respiration. Gene Ontology annotation, cellular component: mitochondrion.